Cotesia congregata is the source of this 1053-nucleotide messenger RNA. The record is from the annotation of a GenBank genome assembly. NCBI's taxonomy places the organism in Eukaryota, Metazoa, Arthropoda, Insecta, Hymenoptera, Braconidae.
AUGGAAAAGUUUACUCUCUCGGGACUCCAACACAAGCGACGUCACUCCUACGUAGCUGCAAUGGGAGAUGACAAUGCGAUCAUUGAAGCGGAGGAAUUAAUGCGCCGACAAAGUUUUGAGUCACGUUCGACCACACACAGGAAAAAAUUAACCGAGACUCUGAGUUAUCAGUCGGUAAAUUCUGAUAAUUCGCGAUGCUCCACUCCAGCCUCCCAAUCUCAAUUGCGAAAAGCUCUUAAUUUGCUGAAGCUCCCUCUUUCGACUUGCGAGCUGUCGUCGCUUUCUGACGACGAAUUAGCAGAAAUUCUCCAAGCGAACCCCGAGCAAACCACCGUCCUUCUUCGGUUUCUCAUUAACAGAAACUCAAAAUCCUGCGAUUGUCUCAACUGCCGGAAAAAUUCGCUGUCAUCCUCAUCAGCGUCUGAUAAGAAUUCUUCUCAGGAAUCAAACCAAAGUUUCCCGGGUCCGCUUUAUCACUAUCAAAAGAAAUCAUCUGAUUCACUGAUGAGCAAAGCCAGCCCGAGCGAUCUCGAGGAUAAGCAUUCCACAAUGACUGUUACUACACUCUUGAGACCCAGCUCCGCGUUGACAAAAAACACCGAGGAAACUUGUCGAUUUACGUCGAUUGACGAUGAUAAAUUCAGGGGAGAAGUUUACAGAGAAAGAUGUAAUUCUUUUAGACGUGGCUCGGAAAUGAGCGUCAAGAGUCUCCGCAGGGACAGCGUCGAACCUAGUGUAUCGAAAAUUAUGAGAAGACGAUUUUCAGAGCAGCUUAUUCUGGAAGGCGGAUUGGCGGAAUGCGAGCCGGAAUUCGAGAAACUUGUCGCGCCGCCCGAAGAUGACGACCCCGAUGAUCCAGACGCGGUCAAUGCGAGGAAGAAAGUCACCCUCCAGAACCAUUACUAUCCCGCGGGGUUCUGGGGUUAUGUGAUAGUCAUUGUUGGCGUAAUUGUCCAGUUGCUUAGUCACGGUCUCCAAACUGCGUUCGGAAUUCUGUUGGCCUUAACUGUCCGUCAAUUCAAUCAGACUGUGAUCAACACAGGUGAGAUUUGA